Opisthorchis viverrini is the source of this 249-nucleotide messenger RNA. RefSeq lists its product as hypothetical. The coding region runs from base 1 to 249 and encodes 82 amino acids. The record is from RefSeq and is a predicted model, not a curated record. Lineage: Eukaryota; Metazoa; Platyhelminthes; Trematoda; Opisthorchiida; Opisthorchiidae. The transcript has a single exon.
AUGAAAAAACUGUCCAAAAGACCAGCUGUCAUCAUCUCGACCCUACACGGAUGUACUCUGUCAACUGUGGUAGCUUCUGACGAAGAGCUCUCCCUUCCGAUGAGCAUCUUUGUGUGCCUCCUUGAUGUGGAGUCUGCAGAUACGGAUCUCGAGCUCACUUCAGCUAAAAUAUGGACGGAGUUAAAAACAGAGUACCCGCAUUUCAACCUCGGUUGUGUGGUCGCCCAACGGGUUUUCAUUAUUUUGUAA